Messenger RNA from Fulvia fulva, 1425 nucleotides. RefSeq lists its product as uncharacterized. The transcript has 2 exons. Bases 1 to 1425 code for a protein of 474 amino acids. The record is from RefSeq and is a predicted model, not a curated record. Lineage: Eukaryota; Fungi; Ascomycota; Dothideomycetes; Mycosphaerellales; Mycosphaerellaceae.
AUGACUUCAACCAGUCUGGGCGACCUUCCUGCCGCUACAGCCCCUGCCAGCUACGUCCAAGACUUGACUCAUCCACCGGAGACGAAGCACAUCAAUGCUGGCAUCACAACAUCUGUUGUUGGAAUGGUCGUUUCGACGCUCUUCAUUCUACUGCGCAUAUAUACCAAAGCUGUGCUUGCCCACAUUUUUGGCAUCGGCGACGUUGCGCUGCUACUGGCAUGGCUAAUCUCAGUAGCACUCCAGAUCAUGGUAGUCUGGCUAUGGGCAGUGGAGCACAUUGGUGUGCACAUAUGGAAUCUGACAAUCAGUGAGACGAACCUGGCAGUGCUGCUGGUCUCAGUCUGCUCCAUACUUUACAUUCCUUUGAUGGCGCUGGCGAAGUUCUCACUCCUGCUAUUCUAUCGCAAACUAUCACUGGAGCGCUGGCUCGCAUACGAUGUCUACGGGAUCAUGACCUUCAUAGUCAGCUACAGCAUCGCACUGGGCUUUGCCUUCACUUUUGCCUGCACUCCCCUUGAAAGGAAUUGGGCCAUCACAAUCACUACAGGCCACUGCGUCAAUAAAGGUGCCCUCUACCUCGCUACAGCAGGUCUCAAUGCCGCGACGGACGUGACUCUCCUGAUCCUCCCGAUCCCAAUAAUAGCCAAGCUUCACGUGCCUUUGGUGCAAAAGCUCGGCCUGGUCGCCAUGUUCUCUAUUGGCUCGUUGACACUCAUCACAAGCCUUGUCCGCUUGUCGCUCCUUCCACCUAUGGUCACCGAUCUCGGUACCACAUGGGCAAUCUCUACUCCCGCGAUUUGGAUAUGCAUCGAAGCCAAUCUGGUGAUCAUCUGUGGCUGUUUGCCGAUCUUGCGUCUUUUCUUUCGACACGUAGCGCCACGCCUGAUCGGCAAACAUACGGAGACAGCCGCGUCUGGCCCAAUGGGGUCAUUUGGUAAGAAGCCUAUUCAGACCCCAGCUGAACUUUCGACUCUCGACGGACGGGAACGGCGGCAAGACAACGAGCAUCCAUAUGGCCGGAUGACCGAGUGGGACGAGUGGGAGAAGGACAUGUGUAAUGACGAGAGUUCGGAGGAGUAUAUCAUGGAUGCGAAUGGCAGAAUUGUCGCCACGAAGCUGCCGAGAGUAAAAGAAGAGGAGGAGGAGCCACAAAUGAUACUACGAAGUCAAAGUCAGCGACCAAGGUUCAUGCCGCAGCGGACCGAUAGUCAGAAAUCAACGAUGCUGCGUCGUAACGACAGUCAGAGGUCGAAGGUGCUACCUCGGACGAGAAGUCAGCGCUCGACAGCAACGGCGAAGAGUCGACUAUCCUAUCCUACCCGGUUCUCCGCAGAGUCAGCAGAGCCAGGCAUAACGAUUCCACCGCCCACAUACGUGAUAGGGCGGGAUGAAGAUGGGAGGUACUCCUUGAGGUCGAACCCGUAA